UCUUCACAAACGUUUUGUGAGGACUUUAUAAAUUCAAUAUAUAAACAUUGCGGCUGUUGGUCUCAUAAUGUAAAAUGGACGAAUUGCAGAAGCUGGAAUACUUGUCCCUGGUGUCAAAAAUCUGCACGGAGCUUGACAAUCACUUGGGAAUUAAUGACAAGGAUUUAGCUGAAUUCAUCAUCGAUUUGGAACACAAAAAUCGCAGCUACGAUGCGUUUCGCAAGGCGCUACUGGAAAACGGGGCCGAGUUUCCCGAUUCUCUGGUGCAAAACUUGCAGCGAAUUAUCAAUUUAAUGCGACCCAGUAGACCUGAAUACGAUGCAAAAAUUACGGCUGGCGAGGAUAGCAAGGAAGAUAAAAAAUCGCAGCUAAAGAAAAUGUUUCCCGGCUUAGCUCUACCCAAUGACAAAUUCAGCUGCAAAAUGGACGAGGACGAACAGAAUAAAGAAAAAGAGUCAAAGCAGAAGUUGGCAAUAAAUAAGAACGAUAUGAGCGACGUUGAUGCCGCCAUGCUGGAGCUAGAGGCUCUGGAACCUGGCGAGCGAAAAGAGGAGUCAGUAAAAGAGAACAGUAGGAGCUCACGGGACCGCCACAAACGCAAAGAACGCAGUCGAAGUCGCGAGAGAGACCGUGAUCGGAAUCGAGACAGGGAUCGAAAGAGGGAGAGUGAUCGGCAUAGAGAACGAGAAAAGGAUAAUCAGAGAGAAAGAGAACGAGAAAGGGAUAGAGAACGGGAUAAGGAACAUCGUCGGCGGCGCAGCAGAUCUCGAGAAGAACGCGAUCGCGAUCGUGACCGCGACCGUGAUCGUGACCGUGAUCGUGACCGCGACCGUGAUCGUGAUCGUGACCGCGACCGUGAUCGUGAUCGUGACCGCGACCGUGAUCGUGACCAUGACCGUGACCAUCGCAAACGCCGCUCUAGCUCACGAGAGCGGCAGGACAGACACGAGCAACGUAGACGACGCUCCCGUUCCCGAUCUCCUGAACGCAGCACCCGCAAUCAGCAGCAGGAGAAAAUGCCACCGCCAGCAACUGGGAUGAGCGAUGAUCCAGAGGUGGGCAAGAUUUACUCCGGCAAGGUGGCGAACAUAGUCCCAUUUGGUUGCUUCGUGCAGCUAUUUGGUGUGCGCAAGCGUUGGGAGGGUCUGGUACACAUCUCGCAGCUACGCGCCGAGGGACGUGUCACCGAUGUGACUGAGGUGGUGGCACGAAAUCAGACAGUAAAAGUGAAGGUCAUGUCGCUAGCGGGUCAAAAAGUAUCACUGUCAAUGAAGGAGGUGGAUCAAGAAACUGGGCGCGAUCUCAAUCCAUUGUCACAUGCACCCGAGGAGGAUGAAUUGACAUUGCGGGAUCGAAAUCCUGAUGGACCUUACAACAGCACCUCCUCCAUGCUAAAUCUGCAGGGCAACAACAUUGAUGGCGAUGAGCACGAGUCACGCAAGCGAGUGACGCGCAUCUCCAGUCCAGAGCGAUGGGAAAUCAAGCAAAUGAUCAGCUCGGGUGUGCUGGACCGUAGUGAAAUGCCCGAUUUCGAUGAAGAGACAGGCCUUUUGCCCAAGGAUGAGGACGACGAGGCGGACAUUGAAAUAGAAAUCGUAGAAGAGGAGCCACCCUUCCUCUCCGGGCAUGGACGAGCAUUGCAUGACUUGUCUCCCGUGCGAAUAGUUAAAAAUCCAGAUGGCUCGCUUGCCCAAGCAGCGAUGAUGCAGUCCGCUUUGUCUAAAGAGCGGCGUGAGCAGAAAAUGUUGCAGCGGGAGCAGGAGAUGGAAGCAGUGCCUAGCAAUCUCAACAAGAACUGGAUCGAUCCGCUACCCGAAGAUGAUUCUUCACGCCACCUGGCGGCCAAUAUGCGCGGUAUGGGUGCUGCUCCACAAGAGGUACCCGAGUGGAAGAAGCACGUCAUCGGUGGCAAGAAAUCUUCCUUUGGCAAAAAGACCGAUCUGACUCUCAUCGAGCAACGCCAAUCUCUUCCCAUUUACAAGCUCCGUGACGAUCUCAUCAAGGCCGUCACGGAUAACCAGAUUCUGAUUGUAAUUGGCGAGACGGGGUCCGGCAAGACCACACAGAUCACGCAGUAUCUGGGCGAGUGUGGGUUCACGGCCAGGGGCAAGAUUGGAUGCACCCAACCACGUCGUGUGGCUGCCAUGUCCGUGGCUAAGCGAGUGGCCGAGGAGUUUGGCUGUCGCCUGGGCCAGGAGGUGGGCUAUACAAUACGUUUUGAAGACUGUACCAGCCCGGAGACAGUAAUCAAGUACAUGACGGACGGCAUGUUGUUGCGCGAGUGCCUAAUGGAGGCGGAGCUUAAGUCGUAUUCUGUCAUCAUGUUGGAUGAGGCUCACGAGCGCACGAUCCACACGGAUGUGCUUUUUGGACUGCUGAAAACAGCCGUACAAAAGCGUCCUGAAUUGAAGCUGAUUGUCACCUCGGCCACGUUGGAUGCGGUCAAGUUUUCGCAGUAUUUCUUUGAAGCCCCUAUUUUUACGAUACCCGGACGCACGUUUCCCGUGGAGGUGUUGUAUACUAAGGAGCCAGAGACGGACUAUUUGGACGCUUCGCUCAUAACUGUGAUGCAAAUCCAUUUACGUGAACCGCCUGGCGACAUACUGCUCUUCCUAACGGGUCAGGAGGAGAUUGACACCGCCUGUGAGAUACUCUACGAGCGCAUGAAAAGCUUGGGUCCAGAUGUGCCCGAGCUAAUCAUAUUGCCUGUGUAUUCGGCUCUUCCCUCCGAGAUGCAGACCCGAAUCUUUGAUCCAGCGCCGGCGGGCAGUCGCAAAGUGGUGAUUGCCACAAAUAUAGCUGAAACAUCGCUCACUAUCGAUGGCAUCUUCUAUGUGGUUGAUCCCGGCUUUGUAAAACAGAAGGUUUACAAUUCCAAGACGGGCAUGGAUUCCCUAGUGGUUACGCCCAUCUCCCAGGCCGCUGCCAAACAACGUGCCGGCCGUGCUGGACGUACGGGACCUGGGAAAUGUUAUCGCCUUUAUACGGAGCGUGCCUAUCGGGAUGAGAUGCUGCCAACGCCUGUGCCGGAGAUCCAACGUACGAAUCUUGCAACAACAGUGUUGCAGCUGAAAACAAUGGGCAUCAAUGACUUGCUGCAUUUUGAUUUUAUGGAUGCCCCUCCCGUGGAGUCAUUGGUCAUGGCAUUGGAACAGCUGCAUUCGCUCUCUGCGCUCGAUGACGAGGGUUUAUUGACACGCCUUGGUCGUCGUAUGGCAGAGUUUCCUCUCGAGCCAAAUCUAUCGAAAAUGCUCAUCAUGUCUGUCGCACUGCAGUGCUCGGAUGAGAUCCUCACCAUUGUAUCUAUGCUCAGCGUACAGAACGUGUUCUACAGACCCAAGGAUAAGCAGGCGCUGGCCGAUCAAAAAAAGGCCAAGUUUAACCAAGCAGAGGGUGAUCAUCUAACUCUGUUGGCGGUCUAUAAUAGCUGGAAGAACAACAAGUUCUCGAAUGCCUGGUGUUAUGAGAAUUUCGUGCAAAUCCGUACACUGAAACGUUCCCAGGAUGUGCGGAAGCAACUGCUCGGCAUCAUGGAUCGCCAUAAGCUGGACGUUGUUUCUGCGGGAAAAAAUUCGGUGCGCAUACAAAAGGCCAUAUGUUCUGGCUUCUUUCGUAAUGCGGCCAAAAAAGAUCCACAAGAAGGCUAUCGGACCCUGGUCGAUUCACAAGUGGUUUAUAUACAUCCUUCAAGCGCGCUAUUCAAUCGGCAACCCGAAUGGGUUAUCUACCAUGAGCUGGUGCAAACGACAAAAGAGUAUAUGCGUGAGGUAACUACCAUUGAUCCUAAAUGGUUGGUGGAGUUUGCGCCAUCCUUUUUCCGCUUCUCUGAUCCCACCAAGCUCAGUAAAUUCAAGAAGAAUCAACGAUUGGAGCCGCUGUACAACAAGUACGAGGAGCCAAACGCGUGGCGUAUAUCACGCGUACGUCGCCGCCGUAAUUAAUCAGCUCAAUUUGUGCAGUCAGUUUCUUUUUGUAUUCAAUAAAAGCUAAGUAACAAUAAAAAUAA
This is a messenger RNA of Drosophila navojoa, 4006 nucleotides long. It is a transcript of the gene pea, whose product is annotated as ATP-dependent RNA helicase pea. Gene Ontology annotation, biological process: mRNA splicing, via spliceosome; spliceosomal complex disassembly. The record is from RefSeq and is a predicted model, not a curated record. Gene Ontology annotation, molecular function: RNA helicase activity; RNA binding; ATP binding. Lineage: Eukaryota; Metazoa; Arthropoda; Insecta; Diptera; Drosophilidae. Gene Ontology annotation, cellular component: catalytic step 2 spliceosome; intracellular anatomical structure.